UCUAUCCAUUCACUUAUGUGCUUAUGCUUGGUAAUGGUCUCUCCUAUGAAGUGCAGGGCAUUACUUUAAAUGCAACCACUUAUGGCUAUGUCUCCAGUCUGUCUAGUGCUCCAAGAUCUCUGUCUAAUAAUGUUGCUCAUCUUUUUCAGUGCUGACUGCCACAAACUGCACCAAGAUCAACUUUGCGGGUCUACUUGCCCUGCUGUGCAGAAAGGGCAAAGGCACACAUAUAGAUACAGUACAACCAUAAACAGUGCUUGGAAAGGUCCUUCAUCAGGAGGCAGCCAGUUAGCUUUGGACUGUGUUGUUGACAUUGAUGUCAGACCAGGAUGUCCAGAAAUUAUAUUAAAGCUAAGGAACAUACAAAUAAAGCAUAGCUCAGCGAAAAGAGAGAAUUCGGUGCUACGCUUGAAGAACAUAAGAGAGUCAUUGGAGAAGAACCCCCUGCGGUUCUGGCUUGAGGGGGGAAAGGUCACAAAGCUCUGCCCACAGGAGGCUGAGCAGGUGUGGACCCUCAACAUCAAGAGGUCCAUUCUGAGCAUGUUCCAGACCUCACACUCGGGACGAGCCAGGGAGACAAUCAGAGAGACUGAUGUGUAUGGGACAUGUAUGAGCUCUUAUGAGCAGAGGGGACCAUCGCUGGUGAAGAGCAGAAACCUCCAGCAGUGCCUCAGUGAGAGAAUCGAUCAGUUUUGGAAACACUCUGUUCCCCUGAAGGAUGGCAUGACGGUGAGUGCCGGGCUCACAUGCAUCCAGCUCAAUGAUGGAACAAUGCUGAAGAAGGUCAACUGUACAGAAACAGUGUCACUGGUUCCCCUGCCAGGCCUCUUAGAAGUAACAGAAACUAAAACCUUUUCAAGCCUAACUCUCCUGAGAACCCUUGAAGUGAUUCCAUCAGAUUUGGUGCAGAACGCUGGUUACUUGACCAGUAUUAUGUUUGAGGCUGAAAACCAGAUCUCAGGCAGGCAUGGUGGACCAUCAGUUCAAGAGGUUUCCAAUACAGUGAGGAGGUUGUGUGCUCACCUCGCAAAUCAGCAACAGCAAUCAGAGCUUCUCCUGAAUCUGGUGCUCCAGUUGAGAACCUUGUCGGCCCAUCAGUUGAGAGACUUGUGGCAUGAGGCCUCCUUCAAAUGUCGAGACGACUGGCAGCCCCUUCUAGAUACUCUGUCAGUCUGUGGAACUGAGGAUUGCAUCCUUGUCACUACAGACCUCAUAAUCAACAAAGAAGUGGACCAGGAACAAAUCCUACUUCUCCUCAAAACUAUCAGUUUUGCUCCCCACCCUACUUCAUCCAUGAUUAGCAACCUUAGUGCCUUGCUGCAGAUACCUCUUAUUCGUCCAAAAGCACUGCUGGUUAUGUCUUCACUGGUCCACGGUCUUUGUCAACAGCAACAGGGUCCAUGUAACGAAAUCCCUGAUGUCCAACAGUUGGUCCAUGUUCUGAAUCAGAGUCUUGAUGCAGGAUGUGAAGUGGAUGAUCAUUUGCAGAUCACAGAGCUGCUGCAUGUGUUGAAAGCAGUGGAAAACGCAGGAGCAGCUGCAUCAGAUCUCCUCCCCAAACUGAGCCGCUGUGUGCAGAAUCAGUCUGUGCCUCUGGAGCUUCGGCUGGCAGCUGUACGAGCAUUCAGGAGAAUCCCAUGCCAUCAUGACAGGACAACUCUUGCUCGGGCAUUUCAAAGCCAGCAGGAGAACGUGGAGGUCAGAAUUGCAGCAUAUCAGCAGGUCAUGCACUGUCCAAACCAGGAGAUUUUCACAAUUGUGAAAACAGCUUUAAGCAUUGAGAAGUCUAGUCAAGUCGGGUCAUUUGUUUGGAGUCACCUUUUCAAUAUCCAGAAAACAGAAGAUCCACUGAAAAAAGAGCUGAUGGAGUCACUGCCAGACGAUAUCAUAAGUAAAGACUUUGAAGCGGAACCGUGGAAAUAUUCCUCACAUAUGGACUAUACAGUGGACACAGGAGUGGCUGCUGCUAACAUCGAGGGAGCUGUAGUUUUCUCCCCUGAAUCUUUUGUUCCACGUUAUGCUAUGGCAAAUCUAACAGUUCACGUCCUAGGCAGAGCAUUCAAUCUUCUGGAGAUUAGCCUAAGAAUGGAAAACCUAGAGCCUGUUCUGAAGAAAAUCUUUGAGGAGCAUCCUCUAGCAUCAGCUGAACAGUCCAGAUCUAAGGGUCAAACAGACUCUGUGAGGCAUGAACAGAAAGGACCAAUCAGAGACGAGGAUCCAGAAGGCAGUGAUGGCUGUCAGGCCACAGGUUUGACUUCCAUCAAGACUAAGUUCACAGAGCACAGGAAAAGAGAUAGUAGGUUCCGAUGUUGGAUGAAUGUGAAGAUGUUUGGCCACGACCUCACCUUUAUGACCUGUGAUGAUGUCCAUGCGUAUCAGAGAAAGCUGUCACUUAGUACAGCUGGUGUUGUUGUCAAGUUGUUAAAGGGUCAAGAGGUUAAAAUCAGUCACAGGCCUAUCGUUCUGGCAGAGGAACUGGUUUUGCCAUCUCUCUCUGGAUUGCCCAUGAGGCUAAGCAUCAACAUGUCCACUCUGUUCUCCGUCCGAAUUAAAGGCAUUGCUAACUUUAAGAAUUGGUCCCAUUUCUCACUGGGUGGCUAUGUCAAACCAAAUGCACUGGUUGCUGUCUCCGUGAGGGCUGGAGUGGAUGGAGCAUUUGGUCGUGUGGGAUUAGAAUGGGUCACUCAACUCAAAACCUCCACCAGUUUGGAUGGAGCUGUAUAUCUGCACCAUGGACAGAGCCUGAAGGUGGUUCUCAAUACUCCAGAAGAUGUCAUGGAUGUACUGACCUUCAGCUCCAGAAUGUACCGUGUGAGUGGGGAAAGUAAAGAGGAGCUCAUAGCUACAAGAAAUCUCAAGGAGACGAACACUUGCACUCCUAAAGCAUGGUCUAAGAUGGUUGGAUGGCAGUUAUGCUCUGAUGUCAUUUAUCCUUUGACACUGAUGGGAAAAGGCUUCCCACCGCUAGACCCCAUUCUUUUUACUCUCAGACUCCAAAAACUAGACAAAGGUCUCAACCAGUACCUCUUGGAGGCAGCCUAUACCUUGGUACCCCAGCGUAAUUCCUGGAUGCCACUGGAAGCCACUCUGCUUCUCUUUCUUGGCACACCACAAUCCACUAUCCCCAGAGAUGUGUCCCUGGAUGUCAAUCUCAGUCCAAAAAGACUGAUUCUGAAAAUAACACAUCCUCUAAAAACCAUUCACAUUCAAGCACAGCUUGAAGAAUUAAACAACCAACAUUCAGGCAGAAUCGAACUACUGAUAGACAACAUCCACCAUUAUUUUAUCAAGGGACUACUGGAGACAGUGAAUCUUGCUUCAGAGACGAGAGCCCACUUUCAUCUUGAUGCCAAAGUAGUAGCAGAUGGGCAUCCAUUCUCCCUCUCAGUCAACACCACACAUGCUCGCAGCAGGAAGUUCAUAAUACAGGCCUUACUUAAAAAUGUCUUCAAUAAGGACGCAUCGCUCUCAGUGCAGCUUGAGAAAAGUCUGGAUGAUACCCAGAGACUUUAUUCUAUAGAUGCCGGGUUUCUUUUGCCUAGUGCUGUCAGCAUCAGAGCUCUUGGGUUACUGAAGCAAAGGGGCUCAGAGUGGAGCUCUGCUGUCAGGGUCAGGUACGGUGUACAAGAGGAUUCACAGAACAUGCAGGACUGUCACAUGACACAGAAGCUCCACAGCGAGUCUGACCCAGUCCAGACGUACCGUAUAACAGCAGCUCAUGAACUCCAUUGCUCCCAUUUCAUCAACCUAAACCACAAGAUUCACCUUAAACAUGAACGGAGCCCAGUCCACAUCCAGUCAUCUCUUGAUGUGAGCUACGGAAAGCAGUGGAACCAGAGCAGCAACAAACACAGGAUCCUCUUCAAUCAGUCCCUCAGAAACCAGUCUGAACCCGGGCUCACCAGUUAUGCUGUGGAGCUCAGUCUGCGACUUCUAGACAGAGGACUGAAUUACAGAACUCAGCUUCUGCACUCUUAUUUCAAGAAGCACAAAUCUGAGAGCAGCACCCACCUGAAAAUCAACUACAACAAUCAGAUGCCUCUAGUAGCUGGCCUCCACUGGAAGGACGUGCCAACAAAGAGCUCCCUUCAAAAGUGGGAAGGGUCAUUUAACAUGGAUACCCCCUGGCUCUAUGUGUACAUCGCUCAAAAACUAACUCAGCCCCAGCGUGGCAUCAUGCAGUUCAGCUCGGAGGUCACCACACGGAAACUGGUGAACAUGAGAAGUGUUACGCUGGAGGGUUUCUACAAGGAUAGGGGCAAAGAACGACAAGGCCGGCUGCACCUUUUCACACCGACUGCCAGUUAUAUUAAGGUUGGUGGAUGGAACAUGCUGGGCAAGCGUGGAGUUAAAGCUUCAUGCUCCAUCAGCACAGCCUGGACACCAGCUUUGCAUGGGCAGAUAUCUGCAGUCAACGGCAAGCAAGUGAAGACUCUGGAAAUAAGUGCAGGCUUUGGCAAGCAGGACCUCAAUAUUUCUGCUGUUCUCAGUACUCUGGAUAAGAAGCUAAAGAAGAGGCUUCUGAUGAUGACAAUGACUCUGUCAGAUGUAAAAAACCCUUAUGCAGAGCUACAGAUGGAGGGUGCCAUAGAAGAGAUACGGAAGGAAAAGAAAAUUUAUCAGAAAAGAUGGAAGCUAAACUUCAGACCACCAUUCAAGUUUUUCCCUCAGAGUCUCAUCCUCCAGGAGACAUUCACAAGUCAUCUACAUCAGAAGGUUUAUACUUUGGAGUCAAAGGUUCUUGUCAAUGGAAAUAAAAAGGUCAUUCAUGUCCUUACUCUGGGUUUCCAGCCACAGCAGCCAUAUGUGUGCUCCUCAAUAGUCCAGUCUUUCAGCACUGAGAGAAUUCCCCAAGACUCAAAGAUCUGUGUUACUGUCCAAAACCAGCAGACUGCUUAUGAAAUUCAGGGCAGGCUGUGGACUGGAAAUGAUGAAAAACUUGCAGCCUUUGGUCAAGUAAAAAUUCAUGACCUGACUACAUCUCAGCAAGGUAUUACAGUGAAAGCCAACCUGUCCCAGCUGUUUCAGCUGGAUUUCCCGACCUCUGUCCGCCUACAUCUCGAGGUGCUCAGGAGUCACAGGAACGACAGCGAGUUUGAAUAUCAUUCAGAGGGGGAAGUUGCCAUUGACGACAAGAAUUACCAUGCUAAUGCAGCAAUAACCGUAUCCCCCUUUGGAAACAUUAGCAGUUCUAUCAGCCUGAAGGCAAAUGAAAAAAAUGCAACACUUCACUUCACUCUAGACAACAAGGUGGCGAAGAGCAUUAAUACUGUGUGCAUCCGUGCUGGCUUUCAUCAGACCUUAUUCCCAGGGGUCACUUCUGACGGUCGUAUUCAUUUAGCUGCUAAUUCUUCUUCAGAAAGUGUUUUCUUGCAGUGUACCGUUCAAAAGAAAGAGGAGACGUUUAAUGCUCACUUGAGUGGACGUCUACCAGAUGAUCAAGAGCGGCGACUAUCUCUCUCAGCAGAUAUUUUCAAUUCUAUACAAGAUCUCGCUCCUUUACCUAAUUCGGCUAGUUUAGUUGGAGUACUAACCCAGUCAAAGGGUCUAACUGAAGGAGAGAUUACUGUAGUAGUGGAUGAUGCUGUGUAUGGGCUGGAAGUGACUCGUCAGCGUGACAGCAAGUCUGGAGAAGAUCUUAGUGCCUUGCUAUGUCUAGUUGCUAUGGAAGAGACACUGUGUGUAAACAUCAACAGUCAUUUAACACAUUGUGGGUGCAGACGUCUUCAUACGCAGCUGUCUCACUCUUUCCCUUGGCUUCGUUCUGCAGGGCUUCCGCUGAACAGCAGCGCAGGUGUGUAUGUGAACUGGAACGGCAGCAGUGUGUGUGCCCAACUGAUGCUGCAUGCAGAGACAGUCACACUGGAUCAGAGCUCUCAACACAGCUCACAAACUACUGGAUGCUCUCAGGUGAACUGCACAGAGGGGAUCGACACGGGCCACCUGCUGGGCGUCUGCUCUGGGCAAGGCCAGGAAGAUUCAAUGAAGUUUGGAAUCAGAGCCAGUCUUUAUAACUCCCAGAGGUCAGCUUUCUCAUUUGAUCUUCAAGCUCACCAGAAUAUCUCCAGCAUUGGACUAAUGGUGAACAUUUCCCACAAUAUAUCUGCUUUGCAUACAUACCUGCCAUUUGAGUUUCACUCAAAAUCACAGCUGAGCCACACACGCUCUUCAGUUAAAGGUUCUGCAGAACUUCUGGUCGGUGUGAGCGCUUUGGCUUUUGAAGCAGAGAUCUCGAGUACAAACUCUGGCUUUAAACAAGUGCUGAUGUUCAAUCACUCAAUACCUCAGCUACACUUGUUGCCCAGGAAUCUGGCAUUGAGGACACGCUACGGUGGAAAGAGAGGGUCACACACUCUCAUGCAUCGAGCGCAGUGGGAGAAUCAGGAUUUAACACAGAUCGACUCCUCGGAGGGGGUCACACAGUUACAUAGUUAUCCAGAACUGUCAGGAAAGAAUCAGGGUUGGGGUUUGGAUCUUAGGAUAGAGAAUGACAUUCAGAGGAAACUAGGUGAUCUGAGUGUCGACUGGAUUCUGUUUGGACGCCAUGAUCAGGUCCGAGUUGAAGGCUCUUGGACUUUGGUGAGCAGAAAAACUGAUUCAUUAGAACAGAAACAACCCUUUAUCUCAACACUGACUCACUUUCACGUACAUGCCCUGUCUCACGGAUCCGGCCACAGGCACGACAACAACAACCAGGCCCGUCUUUCUUGGGAGCACGGAAAGCCUGUAAAUGUUUCUGUAACAGUGAGCGAGCACUGGCAUAAUGACUUAAGCAGAGGACAGGCCUGUAUCUUUCUCUCACCAGGACAGAUACAGUCGUUGCUCCCCCUAGUGGAGAUGGAGGGAUGUGUUGCUGUAGCUCAGGAGGGGAAGGCCUACUCCCAAAACACCGAGCUCAAAUGGAAGGACAAGAGGAUAACUCAAAGCAUGAAAUACCAGGGAGGAGUAAAAGGAAUGCACACACUCCUCGUGGAGGUGGGGGCCCAAAACGUCUCACCGUCUCCAUGUCCAUCUCACUCUCUUCUGACCCAGAUACACACCAACCUGAGGGACCGUCUUGAACACCAUGUUCAGAUCGGCCUCUGUCCUCCACAGCCUGGUUUAAUUUGGUCUGGAUCUCACAGAGUGAACUCAGGCAAGGAGCUGUUGUACACUCACACCCGUGUGUCUGUGUCCGGACACCCUCAGCACAACACCUUCACACUGACGCUCAGAAACAUCAGCAGCAGCCAGCGCUCCAACUACUCACUGAUCACAGAGUGGCUGGUAGGAAACUGGAGUGUGGAAUUGGCCUGCAGCUCUCUGUCUUCAGGCAGGAACAUGGCAGUCCAGGUUCAUGCAAAACUAGACCGCAGUGAGAUGCUCUGGCUGCAGGGGGUGCUGGGAAAACGCUGCCUUCGAGCUGCUGCUGGAUACGACACUGAAAUGUCUGAUGAAAUCAGAGUGGCGUUAUGUUCGGAAGGACAUCACAAGUUUACCCUGGAGGCUCAGCGAGGCGGUCGAGGCAUUGAGAAUGAGACCCUUACUCUUAUUUCUGUAGGAGCAGCCAAUCAGAGUCUGCUAUUUCAAGCUAAGGGAUGUAGGGAAUGCCUGUGGGCUGCGGAGGCACGGCUCCAGCAGCUGGGGUCCCGGAUUAGGAGUAAACUCUUGGACAGAGUUCAGAGACUUCAGCAUCUACUGUUAACAUUCAGACGACAGGCGGGGGACAGCAUGUUCCUGCUGGAGCUGAGUGAGGGGCCGCUGUCUCUGACCCAGCGAGCCGAAUCUCUGCUGCUUCAGAGAGCAGGAGCACUGUGGAAAGCAUGGACCACCGGCCUGCUCCGACACACGCUCACACACAGCCUACCGCACACGCUCCAUGUCCUGCAUCUCAUAUCUCAACAGGUCCAACAAGAGCUCAGGAAACCCCUGGCUACUCUAGCUGGAGCGUACCACGAUGUGACAGGGGUGCGUUUGGACAUGGCGUGGCAGCAAGGAAUGCAGCUGUGGACCAGAGAACUGACAGAGCGUUUGCCUGCAAUACUUCACCAUCCUCAACUGAGGGCGCCGUCGCUGACUGCAUUGCAUGUUGCCAUUUUUGCAAUGGACAUGGUGGGCCAGCAGACCUUUCAUUGGAUGGAGGCCCGAUCAGCUGCCAUGCUAGUGGGUAUCAGAAGGCAGCUUGCAAUAAUGUAUAAGUUCUCCAAAAGUGAGGGUGAGGUGAUCUUUAGGGUGCCACUUCCUGUGGGCCCCUGGCUGAAGGUGGAGGAGGCAGGUGUAGCUGAAGUUCUUCUGGAGGAGUUUGUCAUGAAGCCUCUACUGGCCUUGAAUUCUGUGAGCCCUACAGCAGAACUCUACCGGCUGAAGAGGAAGAUGAUGGACAGUCCAGUUAACUAUCAGGCAUUUCUAGUGGAAGACAUCUAUUUGGUGUCAUUCGACGGACAUCUGUUCAAACUCCCAGCUUCCUGUGACUUCAUCCUAGCAGCUGAUGUCAUCCAGCAAUCAUUCAGCAUUCUACUCAAAUCUGACAGGUUCAAACGUCGCUCGCUUCUGGUGCAAAUGCAAAACACAAAUAUUGCAAUUCACCCAAAUGGAGAGGUGGAGGUUAAUUGCCAGAUUGCACACAUUCCGUACACUAACCAUGAAGUGGCUAUCAGAAAAGAUGUGAAUUUAAUUGAGGUGUCCAAUGAGAGAGGACUUUGGGUAUCAUGUGACCCUCAUCUAGAGGUUUGUAGUGUGAGCCUAGAUGGAUGGCUUCAUGGUGUGUCCACUGGUCUUUUAGGAACCAAUGAUAAUGAGGCAGCUAACGAGCUUCUUCUGCCAGAUGGCUCUCACACACAAAGUGUGCUUCAGUUUACUCACAGCUGGCAGGUGGAUUCAGAAUGUGUCAGCAGGAAAGCUGAAGUCUGUCAGAAUGGCACUGCUGACUCCCUGUCGUGUACAUUUCUGUUCUCCUCCACAAAUUCUCCUCUGAGCCCCUGUUUCAGAGUGGUGGACCCCGCGCAGUUCAUGAUGAAGUGUGAAGGACUGGAGUGUGUAUGCGAUGAGCGUGCAGAGCUUUCCAGACCAUCCUUUUGCACACUGGCCUCUGCCUACAUCCAUCAAUGCCAUAGAAACUACGUUCCACUGGAGCCGCCAGUGCAGUGCGUGUAAGGGUGGUGUCCGGUUUACUCCAGUGAAGACAUGAAGCAUCAGCUGACCUGAAAAUUAACAGAGACCUGUACAAAAUCAUUACUUUAAGUAUCUUUAUUAAUUAUUAUUAUGCACUAUGACAAACUGAUUUAAAGAAAA
This is a messenger RNA of Carassius auratus (goldfish), 9270 nucleotides long. RefSeq lists its product as uncharacterized. The record is from RefSeq and is a predicted model, not a curated record. Gene Ontology annotation, biological process: lipid transport. The transcript has 63 exons. Lineage: Eukaryota; Metazoa; Chordata; Actinopteri; Cypriniformes; Cyprinidae. The coding region runs from base 70 to 9132 and encodes 3020 amino acids. Gene Ontology annotation, molecular function: lipid carrier activity.